AUGAGCGAGGAGUCCCGGUGCACCUUUCUGGUGCCCUUGGAUAAGAGCUGCCUCUCCACGGCCGAGAAGAUCAAGGCGGACCUCGAGGGUAGCGACGUCGGCGCCAAGGUCGACGCCCUGAAGCGCGCCAUCAUGCUCCUCCUCAACGGCUACACGAUCCCGCACCUCCUUGCCACCGUCGUCCGCUACGUUGUCCCCUCCGAGGAACACAUCAUCCAAAGGCUCCUCCUCCUCUACCUCGAGGUCGUCGACAAACGGGACGGAGCCUCCGGCAAGGUCAGCCCGGAGAUGAUCCUCAUCUCCCACAUCCUCCGCAACAACCUCCAACACCCCAAUGAGUACAUCCGCGGCGUCACACUGCGGUUCCUUUGUCGGCUCAACGAGCCGGAGCUGCUCGAGCCUCUUGUGCCUGCCGUUCUUGCCAACCUCAAGCACCAGCACCCUUUCGUCCGCCGACAUGUGUUCUCUGCCAUCUCAGCGAUCUACCGCCUGCGUGAUGGCAAGCAGCUCCUCCCAGAUGCGUCUUACAUUGUGGGACGUGCUCUCGUCAUCGAGCAGGACCCAACUGCACGGAGGAACGCGUUCCUCAGUCUCUGCGACUGCUCCCAGGUUCAGGCCAUCUUCUACUUGCUCAGCAAUGCUGUCGGCUUCACCGAGUGGCCUGACCCCCUCCAGAUGGCCGCCCUUGAUUUCUUCCGCAAAGUCUGUGUCAACCACCCUCACAAGAACCAUCACAGACGCCUUUUCUGUCGCAGGUAUAUUGAGGUCAUCAGCUCCCUCCUCUCUACUGGCUCAACUGCUGUUGCGUAUCACUGCGCGUGCACGCUGUUGUCUGUGUCCCAUACACCGACCUUGAUCAACGCUGCUGCAAAAACCUACUGCCAGUUGCUCAAUUCACAACGUGACAGCAAUGUGAAGCUCAUUAUAUUGGACCGCCUGCACGAGCUGCACAUCUCGCACCGUUACAUGAUGGUCAAUUUUGUCAUGGACAUUCUGCGCGAACUCGCUAGCCCUGAUCUGGUUGUCAAGAAGAAAGUUCUGGAUUUGGUGCUUGGUUUGCUCACCCCACAAAAUGUGGGGGACGUGGUGUUUGCCCUGAAGGAGGAGGUCUAUGAAUUAAUGUACAGUCUGCUGGAGUUUGCCAAUGAGUACUACCAGAUGCUACUGCAGGCGAUCCAUGCCUGUGCCGUGGUAUACCCAAAAGUGGCUGGACCAGUGGUGCACCUCCUCUUGGGCUUCCUUGGUUAUGGUGAUGUUGCUUCAGCAUCUGAUGUUGUUCUGUUUAUGCGUGAGGUCAUCGAGACCAAACCUUUCAUGCGUUUCUCCAUUAUACAUGAGCUGAUUGGUACAUUAUAUAAGAUCAAGGAUUCCUUCAUCUGUUCGUGUGCUCUCUGGAUCCUUGGGGAGUACUCGCUUUCGCUAUUUGAGGUCGAGAAAGCCAUUUCUACUAUUAAGGAGUCACUUGGAGAUCAGCCCUUCUAUGCUGUCUCCGAGGAAAGCGAGUCAAUUGAUUCAUCCAAGCCAGACCAUCCAGCCAUGGACUCAUCUACUCUAUUUUCUAAAAGACUACUUGUCGCUCUUCUAAAUGACACUUGUGCCACACAGAGUGCUGCGACCGAUGAUUCCAUUUUUAAUCCUGCUCUUACUAGUGGGUUGUUUGAUUCCAGGCAUAAUCUCAGAUUUCUCAUUAUGUCGGGUGAUUUUCACUUGGCUGCUGUUGUUGCAUGUACGUUGGCCAAGCUUGUGUUGAGGCUGGAGGAGGUUCAGCCAUCUAAGGUGGUAACAAACAAUGCAUCGGCGGAGUCCUUGCUGAUCAUGGUGUCUAUACUGCAGCUGGGGAAGUGCUCUUACCUUCCCCACCCUAUUGACAGCGAUUCAUAUGACAGGAUUGUGUUUUGUAUUAGGUUGCUUUGUAGCACUGAUGAUCAUGCAAGGAAGGUCUGGUUGCUGUCAUGCCGCCAGAGCUUCACAAAGAUGGUCAUUGCUGAGAAGCAGUUCAUGAAGAAUGAGAAGAUGAAGGUCAAGGCACAUAAUGCCUAUGCACAUCCUGAUGAUUCCAUUGAUUUCUACCACCUGAGGAGCAGGAGGGAACUGGACCAACUUGAGUUGGAAGAUGAGGUCCGAGGUGAUUUAAUGGCUGCAACUGGUGAAGUUAUGAAGGGCACAUAUGAUGCAAAUAAACUGAAACGCCUUGUUCAGUUGACAGGGUUCAGUGAUCCUGUGUAUGCUGAAGGAUUAGUUACCUUAAAUCGAUAUUAUGAUACUGUGCUUGAUGUUACAGUCAUAAACCGAACUGAAGAAACACUGCACAAUUUGUGCGUGGAGUUUGCAACAGCGAGUAAAACUGCGAUAGUUGAGCGCACUAAGAAGUACACUGUGGCUCCUGAGGCAUGCGAGCAAAUCCAGGCUAACAUUAAGAUGUCCUCAACGAACGUUGGAAUUAUAGUUGGUCGCAUUGUUUAUGAGACUUCAGAUGCAAUGGAGCUUUCAGAGGUGAUCCUAAAAGAUAUGAUCAUUAACAUCGCAGAUUACAUGACAGCUGCUACAUGUAGUGAUGUAGGUUUCCGGAAAAUGUGGGCUGAGUGUUGGUGCAAAAUUAAGUUGAAGGUCAACACGGUGCUUCAUGAUGAGAAUGAAUUUGUGAAUUUCAUAAUCAAGUCCACAAACAUGACAUGUCUAACACCACUGUCUGCGUUUGAUGGGGACUGUGGGUUAGUUGCUGUCAAUCUCUAUGCCAAGAGUGUGUUUGGCGAGGAUGCUUUGGUGAACAUCAGUGUGGAGAAGCAAGCCAACUGUAAGCUCAGCGGGUACAUCACUAUACGUGGCAAUGUCCGAGGACUCGUACUUAAUUUGGCUCAUACAAUUGUCGUUACGCAGCAGGCUACAGUUGACGGAGCCAUGAGCCUGUCAGAAGCGUUGUUACCCUUACAAGAUGUUUCAGCAUCACUAAUGUCAGUUUGA
Messenger RNA from Triticum turgidum subsp. durum (durum wheat), 2961 nucleotides. Lineage: Eukaryota; Viridiplantae; Streptophyta; Magnoliopsida; Poales; Poaceae. The record is from the annotation of a GenBank genome assembly.